Aureobasidium musti is the source of this 1203-nucleotide messenger RNA. The record is from the annotation of a GenBank genome assembly. NCBI's taxonomy places the organism in Eukaryota, Fungi, Ascomycota, Dothideomycetes, Dothideales, Saccotheciaceae.
AUGUCUGGAUUGACCCUACUCGCUCUCGCCGGUCUGGCUGCGGCUGACUACACAAGUACAUUCGGCGGUGCCCUGCCUGCCGGCAUUCAGGCACCUAGCACUGCUGGCUUUAAGAACCCUACUGUCCAGCCUUCGCGUGGUGGUGCUGCGAUCUGUGUUUCUGGCGAUGUUGCCGUUCAAGCUUCUGCUCAGAAUGUCAUGUUCAACUUCAGCGUUCCCGCCAAUGAGUCCGUCGUGACCAAUACCUUCCUCGAGCUCAUCUCUGCUGGCUCGACAUUCUCAAAGAGCAUUAUGGGAGGCAUGCAGAAUGUCACUGGAAACUACACUAUUGCAUCAACUCUGUGUAUGCCUGCCAACGGCACAACUCCCAGUUCUGUUCAGCUUCUCACACACGGCAUUGGAUUCGACCGCUACUACUGGGACUUUGCACCCGGCUACAGCUACGUCGACUACGCUAUCGAGCAGGGCUACGCAACAUUCAGCUACGACCGUCUCGGCGUCGGCAUGUCCUCAACNCCCGAUCCCAUCAAGACCGUCCAAGGACCCCUCGAAGUCAGCAUCGCCAACCAACUCGCCCUCAUGCUGCGCAGCUCCACAUUCGCCAACAACAACUUCACCACCGUGAUUGGCGUGGGCCACAGUUUCGGUAGCGCCAUCACUCAAUCCGUAACCUACAACCACCCAUCCACUUUCGAUGCUGCAAUCUUGACUGGAUUUUCCACCAACCAAUCUGCAAUUGCACCUUUCCUUACUGCUUUGAACUUGCAGAUCGCAUCUCAAAACCAACCUUACAGAUUCUCAAACCUCAAUAAUGGAUAUCUGGUCGAUUACUCCACCGUCAGCAACCAAUACGGUUUCUUCCGCGCUCCCAAUUUCGACCCUUUGAUUCUCGCAGCAGCCGAAGCUGCUAAAGGAACUGUAACAUUCGGAGAACUGUUUACCCAAGCUGCCAUCUCUGGUGUUGCGGCAAACUUUACAGGUCCAGUUGCUAUUGUAAACGGUGACGCGGAUCUGCCUUUCUGUUAUGGAAAUUGCAGUUAUCCGAUGGAUAAGGCGGAGGCUGCUGUCAAGAUGCUGUAUCCAAAUGCCAAGGCUAAUGGAACGUAUCUUGCUCCUUUGACUGGGCAUGGAGUCAAUUUGCAUUAUACUGCUAUGGAUGCUUAUAAGUUUAUUGGCAGUUUCCUGAAGCAGAACAGAAUGUAA